UUUCUAUCGCUACUAUACAUACAAUAGACACACUGCAGAUUCCAUUAUCAAUCGAAAUCUAUCUGCCCCGUUCUUUGACGGAAUCUCUCCGGUCGCGCUGGUCGCCUUAUUGUUACAGGCCGACCCUAAGCGGAGACGGCAACCAGUACCUGAGUCUUUCACCCCACCAUUCAACCCCGCCAUCCCUCCCACGAGCUCUUCUCCUUCAUCAACAAAUCGUCAGUUUAAGUUUGAGAAUCAUGUCGGUCGAAGAUAUUCUAGCACAAAUCCCAGCUGCGUUCCGCGGCCCGGGCGGCGCCGUCGCAGUUUUGAAAGAUGGCGAAGUCAUCGGCACCAAGGUUUGGGGCUUUGCAGACAUGCAAAAGCGCAUUCCUGUCGGCACUGAUACCAUCUUUCCCAUCUGCUCGAUUACCAAGCACUUACUUUGCGGUCUAGUCACCGAUCUCAAGUCGAACCCGACCGAAGCUAUGAAGGCAACUGGACUCGAGCCCUCCCAGCUCUUCGACAGGGAGCUCGCCAACGUGCUGCGACCUGAGCUCAUCAACAACUCUGGCCUUACAUUUGACAACCUCUGCAACAAUGUCUCUGGUAUUCGCGACUACUGGGGACUGACUGUUCUUUGGGGUGCUGAGCCGGAACAAAAGUGGUCCAUUGAGCAGCAUGGCGCUCAGAUGCUCCAGCGCUUGAAGUCGUUUCAUUUUGAACCCGGAACGUCAUACUCGUACAGCAACACAAACUAUUUCGCCAUUGCUCGAGCCGUUGAGCACGCCACUGGCCAGCCAUUGACGGAGCUCCUACAACAGAGAAUUUUUGGGCCUGCUCAAAUGAAGACCGCUAGCCUGUGCGCCGACAGCUUCACCCAUCCGGGUCCUCUGAUUGCCUACGAAGGAACCGAGAAGGAGGGUUACUACCCUGGCAUCAACAGAAUCGAAUGGGCUGGAGAUGCUGGCGCUGUUGCGUCUCUCGACGACAUGAUCAACUACGAACGAUUCAUCGACUCCACACGCGACCAGCCUGAGAGCUGGUACCGCCUCAACUCCCAGCAACAGCUGUUCAAGGAUGGAGAGAAAUCAAACUACGGCCAAGGCUUAGCCAAGAUGUUUGUUGGCGACCAUGUUGGCAUUGGCCAUGGUGGUGCACUACGUGGCUACCGUCUGCACCGUGUAUACUUUCACGACGAGCGCCUUUCUGUAGUCGCCCUUCUCAACAGCGAGUACCUCCACGCCAAUGAUGUUUGCUCAUUUGUCGUAAAGAAGAUGUACAAUGUUCCUGAACCAGAAAAGCCGAUAUGUGAGGCCAGCUCUGAAUGGGCUGGUAUUUACCUGGACCCAGUCACUGAACUUGCUAUUAUCGUUGAUGUUGUGGACAAGGUUUACGUCAAUGUCAAGUAUCACCGAGCCACUGAGAAGCUAUCUACAGUUGACGCACGCACAGCAAAGAAGCCGGAUGGAACAUUCGAGGCCAAGAUCGACGGCGACCAGCUUCACGUCUACGUUGUCGGUGAAAACCGCCGCAUUGUUGCCAACCGUGUUGCCAACGCUGAGGUGUCGCCCACGUCGUCUGAUCUUGCUGGUCAAUUCCACUGCACUGAGAUUGAUUCCACUUUCAACUGCUCAGGAGCUGGUAGCCUGAUUUAUGGAGCAUUCGAUGGAUUUUUGGGCAGGGGCCCUAUUCACCUUAUGCGACCACUCGCUAAGGACAUUUGGGCUCUUGCAUGCCCCCGCGCCAUGGACUCCACGCCACCCGGCGACUGGACUAUUAUCGCGGAUAGGGGUGAGAGCGGAAAGGUUACGAAAUUACGAAUUGGCUGCUGGUUGGCGAGAAACUUGGAGUUUGUUCGCGUCAACUAGUGCCAGGGCGUAACGUACAGCAAAAAUAAUAAAUACAUAUAUAAGAAAUUACACUGCCCUGGCCUGUGAGAAGGGCCUUUGUUCAGUCCAACAAAUAGAGGGUAUCAUAUUACUAUCGCUGAAUGAAUUAAAACAAAAGUUGGCAUUGUCACCAUCACUACAGCCAGACGGCUAAUCUUGAAUGCCUGAUAUUUGUUCGGGAUGCCAUGGCGACAAUUCGGACUACAAGCAGCGCCAAUCUGAUUCGGAGACUGUCACUAGUUAGCUACGGUCGCCACGCGCAUAUCUUGUGACGGUGACAUACAACUGCAUGGCGGACCUUGCAAAGUUGGACAAACAAGUUAAACAGCGAGAUGUGCUUCCAAAAUCAUCGAUAAAUGCCCGUCACAUCAUUUGAAGCGUGUAUGUAGGAUGGAAGACACUUUAAAGAAAAUCUGUCGGCUAAAAAUGACUAUAAUGCGACUAUGCGCAUAAAAGAGCAAAGCGCCAUGGGAGAUGUCAAAUGGUGGGGUUUGUGGCUAAUGCCGUUACAUUUGGUAGACGACAGCACCACAUUUGGGCGAAUGCUCCAUCAGCACCAUAGUUUGGGUCACAUCUGUGCAAUAUGGUUAGCGUAAAUGAUUCUAAAAGAAGAUUACCACUCUGGAUACUACCAAAGCAGAGUUGUUUAAACCAGCAGUA
Molecule: messenger RNA, 2531 nt
Organism: [Torrubiella] hemipterigena
Lineage: Eukaryota; Fungi; Ascomycota; Sordariomycetes; Hypocreales; Clavicipitaceae
Source: the annotation of a GenBank genome assembly